Molecule: messenger RNA, 1845 nt
Organism: Diuraphis noxia (Russian wheat aphid)
Lineage: Eukaryota; Metazoa; Arthropoda; Insecta; Hemiptera; Aphididae
Biological process (GO): DNA integration
Molecular function (GO): nucleic acid binding
Source: RefSeq, a predicted model, not a curated record
AUGGGAUUGUCACUACAUAAUACAUAUUGUUGGACCGACUCCACAGUUACUCUAACUUGGAUUCAGGGAGAAUCUUCACAAUGGAAAACGUAUGUAGCUAACCGAGUCACACAGAUCAAUGAAGCUGUCAAGCAACAAAACUGGUCUCAUGUAAGUACCAGCCUCAACCCAGCUGAUCCUCUAUCUCGUGGAGUAUCAGCCACUGAGUUAUUGAACUUGAGCUUGUGGUGGUCAGGACCAGAGUUCUUGCAAAAACGCUUAAUCAAUAAUAGAUGUAAAGAAGAAUUUCAGCCACCAGAUGACAACACACUAGAAAAAAGACCACUAAAAUUCACUCUUACUACUACAAUAAACCAAUUUAGUCUGUCUAAUCUAAUUUCUAAUUGGAAUAAACUAUUGCGCAUAUCUGCUAUAUGGUUAAGAUUUAUUUCAURGCUCCGGUGGCGACAAAACAGUCAGAAUGUGAAACYAACUCUAGGGCCCAUCAAAGUAACUGAACUGCAAGUAGUGAAGUGGCGCUGGAUACAGUUUGUGCAGAACCAGGAAUUUGCUGCCGAGAUCAAAGUUCUAUCUAGUGGUGGUCUGAUAACCAAAGGUCCAUUAAAAUGUUUAUCUCCAUUUAURAAGGAUGGUGUCCUACGCGUAGGUGGCCGACUGCAGCAUUCAGAUGAACCAUUUGGACGCAAACAUCCUGCAGUACUACCAGCCAACAACAAUAUCACAAAUAUGAUAUUUCAAGCACGUCACUUACGCCUCCUACACAUAGGCCCUCAAGGACUCCUAGCAAACAUAAGAARUKAAUUUUGGCCUCUCCGUGGUAGAGACAACGCCAGAAGGAUUGUUCACUUAURUCARAAAUGUUUCAGAGCCCGACCAACUCCACUACUACAGCCAAUGGGCCAACUCCCAAAGCAAAGGGUCACGCCAAGCAAACCGUUUUCUAUCACCGGAGUGGACUUUGCAGGACCUAUCCAAGUCAAAACAGGUCUGAAGAAGAUUGWACUAGUAAAAGCAUACAUAGCAGUAUUUGUAUGCAUGGCAACAAAGGCUGUUCAUCUCGAGCUUGUGAGCAGUCUGACCAGUGAAGCGUUUCUAGCAGCCCUACGCCGGUUCACUUCUAGGCGUGGUCUACCCACCCAAAUUUGGUCUGACAACGGUACUAAUUUUGUUGGUGCUCGCAAGGAACUUAAGUGUUACUUAGCAAGCACACCCAACACUAAAUCAGUAGCUGAAAUACUAGUGGACGACGGCAUACAAUGGGUAUUCAUUCCACCCAAAGCCCCGCAUUUUGGCGGGCUUUGGGAGUCAGCAAUGAAGUCCUGCAAACAUCACUUAUACCGUGCUAUGAACUCUUCUCACUUCAACUUCGAAGAACUUACCACACUGUUGACACAAGUGGAAGCAUGCCUCAACUCAAGGCCUUUAACUGCCUUAUCUUCAGACCCUGGAGAUCAUCAACCCYUCACACCUGGUCACUUUUUAGUAGGGGCUCCAUUACUAGCACUGCCAGAUAAUGAUGUCACAGAGAUUYCAUCAAAUCGACUAAAACGGUGGAAAUUAGUACAGAAAGCGUUCCAACUGUUCUGGAAACGCUGGAGAGAAGAAUACUUGUCUUCACUGCAAGGCAAGAGUAAGUGGAUACAAUUACCCUCCCAGAUCGAAAUUGGUACUCUAGCUGUGCUGGAGGAAGACAAUUCUCCUCCACUCUCUUGGAGACUUGUCAGAGUCAUAGCAACACAUCCAGGACAAGACGGAGUAGUCAGGGUUGUCACCUUACGGACACCAAGCGGCACUGAAAUAACCAGACCAGUUGUGAAAAUCUGUCCUUUACCAGCCUCAAUUUGA